Messenger RNA from Daphnia pulicaria, 3132 nucleotides. RefSeq lists its product as uncharacterized. Gene Ontology annotation, biological process: regulation of proteolysis; proteasome-mediated ubiquitin-dependent protein catabolic process. Gene Ontology annotation, cellular component: cytoplasm. The transcript is spliced from 14 exons. NCBI's taxonomy places the organism in Eukaryota, Metazoa, Arthropoda, Branchiopoda, Diplostraca, Daphniidae. Gene Ontology annotation, molecular function: ubiquitin protein ligase binding. The record is from RefSeq and is a predicted model, not a curated record. The coding region runs from base 89 to 2701 and encodes 870 amino acids.
AAUGAUUGAGUACAAUACCAAGUACACACUUGAAUGGUGGGCACAAAGACAACCAAACUUUCUCGAAUUUUGUUAUUAAAAAGGCAGUAUGGCUCGAUAUUCGGGUUCAAAACAACUUCAAGGAAAUUGGCUGAUUGUCGAAUGUAAGGCCCACACAGCAGACGAUACCAGCUUACCUAAUUUGAAGGGAAUUGAAUUUCAAUUAGAAAAAGGAGGUUCUGUUAUUUGGAAAAAUGAACGCAACGUCGAUUUCCCCCCUACAUUCUGUGAUACUUAUGAAGUAUACUCUUCAUCUUUUUCAACUUUUGUUCGGUUUGCUGGAUUCAGUGGGAGUGUUAUUGAAUUUCGAGUAGAAAAGCCCUCCCAUCAAGAGCUGAUUCUCUACUUUGAUUCGUGGAUCAUUUUAACAUGCAAAAGAAUUACAACUAAGACCCAAAGUGGUUUAGACAAUCCAUUCACUCUCACACAUGCACUGGAAGAAGGAUAUUUUUCUGACUUUGAAUUGUGUGCAGCAAAUGGCCAUUCAUUCCAGGUACACAAGACAAUUCUCUCUCUUGGUCUAGGUGACUUUGAUUGGGAAUCCUUGAAUGGGCUACCAGAAGCUGUACUUUCUACAGCACUACAUUUCAGCUAUUCCCACCAUCUUCCCUCAACACUGAGCAGCCAAACAGCUAAAUUAUGCAUUGAGCAUUUCCAAAAUCAACAGGCAAUGGCAAACCUUGUUGAGUUGUGCCAAUCUUUCCUAAGAAAUACAGCUGCAAGAGUUGAUUUGCACAGCCUAGUUAACAGCAUUCAUUUUUCACUAGAACGUAUGAUCUCAUUGUUUGAUAGUAAUAACGAAGCUGAUAUGCUCGUCAAUGCUGCUCGGUUGUGGCAAUCGGUCAAACAAAGUUUAGGAGAAGGUGUCCUUGUGGUCAUUCGGUUUGUCCAAUUAUGCGUGACGUUUACGAAGCAUAAAACAGAUUUGUCAUCUGAAGAACGUCGAGAGGUCAUGACGUAUUUUCGCUCCAGGCUGCCAGUAUUUGUUUCUCAAGUUUAUCGCCUUCUAAAAUGCUUCCGCAAUCUUAUUGGCGGGCUUUCAGCAAGUCAGAAUUUUGUCCUGGCCAGCUACAUAGCUCCGGAGGUGGAAGGUGCGUUGUCUGUCAUUUGGGCCUUAGCCAUAGAAUGUAAAAAUAUCACCGAACAGAUUGCAUUUUCUUUUCGUGCCCAAACUUUGACUGGCCACUGUAUUGCUGAUACUUUGCUUGACAAAGAAGCCCAUAAGCUGAAGAACUUGCACGAAAAGCUUUUGCUAGCCGUCAAAUUUCUAUCACAUAAAAAGGAAAAGUAUACAGAAAUGAGUGUAUCCUCGCAAGUACGCUCCGUCAUGCGAAAUAUAAAACUUUUUGUGGAAGAGAUUCCGUUGGUCAUCUUCCGUCUAGAAGAAAUUAUCGCUUCUCUGGACGUAUCUCUAACCAUGGCUGAAUUUCAAUUCACGUUUUACAACGUUUCGUCGAAAAUAAACCAGACAAUUAGUCAUCUGAGAGAAAUCAAAACGGAACCUAACGUUCGCGCCUUACUUCAGCAAGUCUGCGAUCUGGUGCAGCGAGAAGAAUUGAACGCGUCAUUGAUUGCAUUGGAACUACUAGAAAACACUGGACCGUCUACUACACAUUCCACAUGUCCACCCAACACUGAAUCUACUGGAGCUGACUCUUUGCCAACGAAUGGCGACUUAAGUAUGUUUGGCCCGCUGUGUCGCGAGCCUAUGGCAAGCAAAAGUCCCCUUGCUCGCCAAGUGUUUUUACUUUUAGAAAACCAAAAUAAUUCAGACCUAGAAUUUGUACUUCCAUCUGAUGCUGAUGCGAGCCAAAUUAGCCAUUUGGUCAAAGCACACCGUGUAAUAUUAGCUGCAAGAUGUCGUUGGUUUCAUCGAGCUCUUUUGUCUGGAAUGCGAGAAGCAAUUGACAGGAAAAUCACAUUGCCCGACUGUUCUGCCCAGCUGCUAUCACUAUUUCUCCGUUUCCUUUAUGGUGACCAUAUUGAUCAAACUACUCUCAGUAAUGAGCAACUAAUAGAGUUGUUAAUCAUGGCUGACCGGUUUGAGGUCGAACAACUUAGUUCCGGCUGUCAGACUGUUUUGACCUCUCGUUUAGACAAUUCAAACGUUCUGUGUAUGCUAGCCAUCGCUGAUCAAUGGUCGGCUACACAACUUCAGGAGUCUUGCAUUGCCUUUAUUUGGAAACACGGAGACUUGGUUGACAAAGAAGGGUUAGAGGACCUUCCUGCUCAUCUGAGAUCCCAAGUGCAGCUUCAUACUUCAAACUCGAAUACAACGAAGCAUCACUGGCUAAGUUCAUCGCUCUAUAGCGGAGAUACCUACCGUGAUAUGUGGGGGGUGACCAGUAGUGAUCGAAGUAGCAGUAGUAGGAGUAGCAGUUCUAGUUCCAGUAGUAGCAGUAGUAGUAAGGAGAGCGUGGAUCUUUUGCAAGAAUUGACGAAUGAAAUGCGUAUUGCUGUAGCUGAAGUGGAACAAGAGCAACAGGAACAGCUUCUGGAAAAUUGCGUCUCGGCUCUUGAAGAUAUCCUCGGAGGUGAAGUUUCUAGGCCUGAGCUUUUGCGGUUAGCCCUGGCGGCUGACUGUGACAUUAAUAGAGCCGUCAACUAUUACCUUGCGCAGCCGGAUCCUAGUAACGUUAGUACCAAAGGUUCCAGUAAAUAAAUAUUCAAACUUACCCCACUCGUGAUGCAUACAUUUUAAAUUUCCGCCGAUCGUUCUGUUACAACAGCUGCUCGAAUCUUUCAUCAACCAUUGUAUUGGUUUUCUUGCGUGGUUUCCCUCACUUGCUAUCGCCUAUUCACAUCCCAUUCAAAAUAUCGUUUAAUAUUAUUAUAAUUGUUUACGGUUUCUUUUUUGUUUGAAUCCUUUAAUCUUGUAUUUUAUUCUGGUAUUUUAUUGAUGGACGACGUUUUGUAUUCUAUAAUUAUUUCUGUGAACCGUCUCGUUACUUAUGACGUCGAUUGUGCAAUCAUCUCUAAAUUUUUACUUUAUAGAAGAGUGGCUAUAUAAUUAUCGGAAUUAUCCCACUUCCGCAUUAGUCUUUUUUUGUCAUUUAGUUUUUCUUAAUUCGAAUACACUGUUGUAAAAGUGUC